ACAUAGUAGUUGUUAGUACCGUACGGUAAGUUGACCAUGGGAUUUUGAUCAAGCUCGAUAGGUUGAUGUCGAUAGCGCAUCAGCAUUAGACAAACACAUUAAUCUUUAUUUAGUUGGUGGUUGGUGAGAUGUUGCGGUGCAGGUAUUGCGAUGGGUUUAGAUCGGGUAGCAAGCGUACACGGCAAGAAUCCAGCGACGAGACUGCACCCGUUGUUGUAGAACUAAGCGGCAGSCGUCUUUCCAUCCGUUUCUAAUCAUACUGUUUCCAUUCAUCUCUUCACAUUCAACUGGCGCGUAGUUUACUUUUUUAUUACAAUAAAUUCAAGAUGGGUAAGCCAAAUGGACUCCGAACCGGGCGCAAGCUCCGAAUCCACCGACGAAACCAACGUUGGCAGGAUAAGAAAUACUGCAAGGCCAACUCUAUCACCGCCAUGAAGGCCAACCCUAUGGGAGGAUCCACAAUGGCUAAGGGAAUUGUCUUGGAAAAGAUCGGUAUUGAGGCCAAGCAGCCUAACUCCGCUAUCCGUAAAUGCGUUCGUGUUCAAUUGAUUAAGAACGGAAAGAAGAUUGCCGCAUUCGUCCCACGUGAUGGUUGUCUGAACUAUGUUGAUGAGAACGACGAAGUAUUGAUCGCCGGUUUCGGUCGUUCCGGUCACUCCGUUGGAGAUAUUGCCGGAGUCCGAUUCAAGGUCGUCAAGGUUUCGGGAGUAUCGCUUUGGGCCCUAUACAAGGAAAAGAAGGAGAAGCCUCGUUCGUAAACAAUAACAAUACAACAAUAUAUAAAAUCACCAACC
This is a messenger RNA of Pseudo-nitzschia multistriata, 794 nucleotides long. The record is from the annotation of a GenBank genome assembly. Lineage: Eukaryota; Bacillariophyta; Bacillariophyceae; Bacillariales; Bacillariaceae.